Messenger RNA from Pseudovirgaria hyperparasitica, 1714 nucleotides. RefSeq lists its product as uncharacterized. Lineage: Eukaryota; Fungi; Ascomycota; Dothideomycetes; Acrospermales; Acrospermaceae. The transcript has a single exon. Bases 371 to 1348 code for a protein of 325 amino acids. The record is from RefSeq and is a predicted model, not a curated record.
UCGUCUCGUCUCGUCUUCUACCCUUCCAGUCGACCUUACACUCAAGACAAAGCGAGAACCAUAGAACUCCUUUACUCAGAUCCAUCCCGAGUCCAGAGGUUCUCCCAACGACCAAACUUCUGCUAUCUAAGCUUGAUAGCCUUUGCCGAAAUACCGCUCGACAUCCGUCUUGAGCUAAAUCUCGCUGCCCACCUCCAGCAGCGUCUCUGCAUCUUUUCCUCCGAAGGCUAGCGGAAUUUACUGUGCCCAGUGCAUUGACUACUAUCAGAGUUGUUGCAUACAUCUUCAACGGCUUCCAGAGGGCCUUGGAUCGCUCUCCAGCAUUAACAGCGUCACUCGAGCGCUUUCUACCCAGCACACACACUAGAAGAUGGACGCUUCUGGGACACCAGACAAGAGUGGCGGAAAACGUAGAUUAUUUGGCUUCGGGAAGAAGAAAGACGCCGAGAAGGGUGCUGGGCCAACCUCUACACCCGCUCCAUUGAAUGCUGCAUCACUCCAGAGCUCCUCAUCACCGCAAGCUACUUCACCAGGUCGAAGCCCACGGAUUCCCAGUCUUGCAUCUCCUAGCCAGAGAUAUCGUUCAUCAUCUCCUCGAAUGCAUUCCCCAGCUUCUUCACAGAUCUUCGAACGCAAUGUGCAGGAGAGCACCCUCCUACCUGGGGAGCUUUCCCCCGCAAUUCCAGCUCACAUCACCACCGAAGAUCACAUUCCGCCAGCGCUUGAGGCAUCCACUAUAGCCAUUACUGACGACCAUCUCAAUCCCGAUGAUGUCCAGAUUGUUACACACAGUGCUCACCAUCCCGCAUCAGCAGCGGUCAGUGGCACCCCUCACGAAUCGAUGUCUCAGGCCUCUCCAGCCUCAGAAGAGUUGGCUCCACCACCAGCAAUACCGCUACACCUACAAGAUGAGGCAGGAUCGAACUAUGGCUCUAUUGAUACAGGAGAUCCCCGCCGAUUGAGCUUCAUCUCAUUCGCGGACGUCGUCCAAGCUGAGCACGAUCAAGACGACCGAGACGCUCUGAAUCUGAUGAGCCUUUCCUCUACCACAAAUCGCUCACCGUCCCCGGUGCGUUCGCCUGCGUCCUCGCACAAUUUUGGUAGCCCAUCUCCUCCUACAAGUGUGGCCGCAUCUGUACGAGGCUUGGACAAUGCUGUCAAGGCUCCUGGGAGCCCAACCACCGCCACAGGGACACACAGUCCGUCUCUAAGUGGCGAACUCAAUAUCGAGACCAUGCGCCAAGCGCUCCGCAAGACUGGGAGUGGAGACCUUGGUGGCAGUCACGUCCAGCCUGUGAGCCCAAUCAGCGCCGAACUUCCCAACGUUGACCAAACGUCAUUCAGAUAGGCUAGCUGCAUCUCUGAGAGGAUCGCAAAGCGACGAACCUCGAUCAGACCAGGCAGAUGAACAUUUUACCGGGUUCUCACGUGCAAAUAUGAUAUAUUUAUUUUACUUAUCCUGUUACAAUUUGGGCUGCUCGCUGUUGGAUAUGACGACGGACGGAGUCCCCGAGUCGACGCAGUUGAGGUUUUUUUAUUAUUGCUUACUAUAUCACGUUAUGGAGAUUGGCGAGUCUACGCAGGAACACGAAUGAUACCUUAUCUUUGCUUCAGCACUGGCUUACUUACUUGACCUGUCUCCUAUUUUCUGAAACGUGCUCGCCGAAACAGCGGUGCGUGCAGACUUUUAUUGAUGAACAACACCCGGUGCUCG